AUGAACGAAGUGAACCUUAUUUCCGACCCAGCUUGGUUAACGGCUCUGAAAGCCAUACAGCUGUUCUUAGCUCUCGUGUCAAACAUGUUCCUCCUGUUAGACAUGACGAGAAAGGUUCGCUUCACCAUUGCCGAACCAAUCACAAUAAUAGGCUGGUAUAUUUCUGCCAUUUGCCUCGUGUGUCUUCAUGCGAUCGCAUCUGGUCCCCUACUCAACAGCCUGGGGAUAUCCGCAGACGAGAAGAUAUGGUCACAGGCUUUCUACUACGGUAUAUGGUCUGCCAUUUUAUACUUUGUCGCAGCGUCAAUACUGGUUAUUACAUUCUGGGGCUCACUACAUGGCCAUUACGAGGAAGACUUUAAUCUCAGUCACAGUCAGCGAACGCUCAUGCUGCAAACCAUGACAUUUCUCACGUUCCUACUUUUAGGCGCCCUCUUGUUCUCCAAACUUGAAGACUGGAAUUACCUAGACGGCGUCUACUGGGCUAAUGUAACGCUUUUCACCAUUGGUUUUGGCGACAUCGCCCCCAACACGGUACUUGCGCAGGCUUUGCUGAUGCCUUAUGCUCUUAUUGGUAUUACUAGCCUCGGCCUUGUCAUUAACUCGAUCCGAAGUAUGAUCGUCGAGCGUGGGAGCCAGCGCCUCGAUGCGCGGGCAGAGGAGCAGAGCCGUCUAAACGCCCUGCGGAAACUUGUUCGCAAGGGAAAGGGCGACAUGUUGACACCCCUUGAGUGCGGUGAUUCACCCGCCGAUGUCUCGAUCAGAGAGCUCGAGCGGCGUUAUUUGGAGUUUGGAUUAAUGCGUGCCAUACAAAAAAGGGCGUCCUCUCGGAGAAGAUGGACAGCACUAAUUAUCUCGGCGGUGUCCUGGCUUUGCCUGUGGCUCUGUGGCGCCGUCGUCUUUUAUAGAUGCGAGAAGACAGGCCAAGGCUGGACCUACUUUGAUGCUGUCUAUUUUUGUUUCGUAUCAUUUACGACAAUCGGCUACGGCGAUCUGGUUCCCAAGUCUAACGCCGGGAAGUCGUUUUUUGUUUUCUGGUCAUUGAUCGCUCUACCGAUUCUCACCAUCCUUAUAUCCAAUGCGGGCGACACAGUCAUCAGGGUUAUCAAUGAUGUUACAAUCCGAGUAGGAAGCAUCACUCUCCUACCUGGGCGUGGUGGAUUCGGCCACAAUAUGAAGCAACUACUGCAUCAACUGAGCUGCGGCUACUUGUAUUCCGGGUCUGAAGCAGAAGAAAGUUUCGACUUGGAGAAGAGAACCGCUCGACCGAGAGGGACUCCAGAGCCGAGAGUAUCCAAGCGAAAGGGUAGGGAUGGCCAAAGCCACGAUAUUGACAACAGCACUUCAAAAACCUUGGCCUCCUGGACGGGAAGUCCAGGGUCUUCGCGCAGCCAUGCACCGAGACAGGUUACCCCAGCACAAGGAUUUGCUGCUACUUGCAACGCCAAACUUGAAAAUCUUCCCACAGGGGACGACUUGCAUUUUCUGCUCAUAUCUGAAAUACAGACGGUGGCGAAGACUAUCCGUGACGACAGGCAUCGAAGGUACACGUUCCAGGACUGGGCGUGGUAUUUGCGUUUGAUCGGCGAGGACGAGCGCGACCCAGACGCCCAUCGUGAGGUGAGGACGAAAGAGCGAACGAGGCCGAUAAACAAGAUCGGUUCAGCAGGGACAAAGAUGCUCCAUCGUCAGCCGAGUGUGCAGCGACAUGAUGAAGACGACGAGAACCAGACUGAGCGGAACCAGCAGCCAACUAGAAACAAUGCCUCUCCGCUUAAAUGGUCAUGGGUUGGGAAUCAAAGCCCUCUGCUUAGCAGGAAAGAGGAGAGCGAGUGGAUAUUGGAGAGGCUGUUGGAGAGGUUAAGGGAGCUGCUAUGGGAAACCAGCAGACAGCAUCAGGAUAAUGUAGUUGAAUCGUCGUGA
Molecule: messenger RNA, 1923 nt
Organism: Metarhizium brunneum ARSEF 3297
Lineage: Eukaryota; Fungi; Ascomycota; Sordariomycetes; Hypocreales; Clavicipitaceae
Product: Outward-rectifier potassium channel TOK1
Biological process (GO): potassium ion transmembrane transport; stabilization of membrane potential
Cellular component (GO): plasma membrane
Molecular function (GO): outward rectifier potassium channel activity; potassium ion leak channel activity
Source: RefSeq, a predicted model, not a curated record